This is a messenger RNA of Cylicocyclus nassatus, 702 nucleotides long. The record is from the annotation of a GenBank genome assembly. NCBI's taxonomy places the organism in Eukaryota, Metazoa, Nematoda, Chromadorea, Rhabditida, Strongylidae.
AUGGUUAAAGUCAGUAACGGUUCCUGGUCUUCCUCCCUAGAUGUGAAGCCUGAUGGUAUAGAAGACACGUAUCUACUGUGUCCGGCACCGGUCAUAGACGAAGUUGGGAAGGUGGUUUACCUGCAGGUCAGCAUGAACGAGGGUCUGUCGUUCAUCACCAGCUCAGUACACAUCACCACCACCGAAUGUGUCAUAAGGGAGCCUCCUCCUCCUCCACCACCAGAGCCAGAGUCUGAUGAUGAAGACGGCAUGCCCAAGAAGAAAUGGCCUACUGUGGACGCGUCAUACUACGGAGGACGAGGAGUCGGAGGGAUAAAACGAAUGGAGGUGCGCUGGGGCGGGAAAGGCUCGACUGAAGAAGGAGCCAAGCUGGAGAAACCCAAAAACGCAGUGGUGAAAAUGCCUGAGCAGGAGUUCGAGCCGUUUGAGCCCAAGCCCAAAAAACACGGGAGCAAGAGAACCGCCCAGGACAGGAAGUGGUAUUCUCCAAUCAGGGGUAAACUGGACGCGAUCUGGGCUCUGUUUCGUCGUGGUUAUGACCAGGUUUCGCUGAUGAGACCACAACCAGGAGAUCAUGCUGCAGUUAAAGUCCUGCGUUAUGGGCAGAAACGUUCGGCAGCCUGGUUUAACUGGAAUUCCGAGACUGUAAUGGAUCUUGUUUUAGAGUUAGGAACAAAAGAAGGUCCGGGCCAGGAGAUCUGA